GUGCACGGCCCUCUCUCGGCAGUCGGGUCCUCGUGUCAGUGCACAGUCUGUGUGUGGUACGGCGAGCAGCGGAGGAACUGGGUUUACCCGACAGCAAGCUAGUAGUAUAUUUCACAACGGCCGACAUUUUCAAAAAAUCAACCCGGUUAUUCGCCAAAAAAUAAUCUUUGGACUUACUGGAAGAGUCGUGCACUGCUAUUGGAUCUAAUAUAGGCUUUAUUUGAAGUUGUCUGCGGUCAGCAACUCGUCCCACUCGAGGGCUUUACAACGUCCGACCGGACGGAGAGACGCUCUCCGCCUCGGGAUCACCAGGGUUUUAAGAGACUCUCAAGGGGCAAAGAAGAAGAAGAAGAAGAAGAAGAAGUAUAUGAUAAAAAGAAACGGCGACGGACAUUUUCCGCCCUUAUCGCACUGUGGUGACGGUUACAAGUCAAGGAUAUUAAGCUUUGUGUCUGGAUACUAUUUUCUUUUUUACCUGUGCAAAGGAGAGGGGAGGAAUCAGCCCAGACAAAGGUACAAAAGAGAGGCCGACGAGGUGAUAGAUCCAGUGGUCGGAGUCUGAGUGUGCGCCUCGCAGUCGAUAACAGGGCUUUGUCAGCCGCCAUCCUGCGCAUACAGGGGAGGGGGUGGCGGUGAUUUACCGCACCUUCACUGGGAUUACGGAAAGAGAGAAAACACGCCGAAUUCCCUUGUGUAAAGGACGCGACAUGUAUCCACAAGGCCGGCAUCCGGCACCUCACCAGCCAGGGCAGCCCGGCUUCAAGUUCACUGUGGCAGAGUCCUGCGACAGGAUCAAAGACGAGUUUCAGUUCCUGCAGGCCCAGUACCACAGCCUUAAAGUGGAGUACGAUAAACUGGCCAAUGAAAAGACAGAGAUGCAGCGUCACUACGUCAUGUACUAUGAGAUGUCCUAUGGGCUCAACAUUGAGAUGCACAAACAGACUGAGAUAGCCAAACGUCUCAAUGCAAUCCUGGCUCAGAUCAUGCCAUUCUUGUCACAAGAGCAUCAACAGCAGGUGGCUCAGGCUGUUGAGAGAGCCAAGCAGGUGACAAUGACCGAGCUGAAUGCUAUCAUCGGGGUACGUGGACUUCCCAAUCUGCCUCUCACUCAGCAGCAACUUCAGGCUCAACACCUCUCUCACGCGGCCCACGGCCCCCCAGUCCAGCUGCCCCCUCACCCUUCAGGCCUGCAGCCACCCGGCAUCCCCCCUGUGACGGGCGCUGGCUCCGGCCUACUGGCUCUGGGUGCUCUUGGCAGCCAGGCCCACCUGCCUGUAAAGGAUGAGAAGAACCACCAUGACCUGGAGCACAGAGGCCCCUCAUCUUUUCACUCGCCCCUGGCCAUUCCUCUGAAAGAACGCGAGUCGAGCACGAAUAACUCAGUGUCGCCAUCAGACAGCCUGCGGGCGGCGAGCGAGAAACACCGCAGCUCUUCAGAUUAUGGUCUCGACUCCAAGAAGCGCAAAGUGGAUGACAAAGACAGCAUGAGCAGAUAUGACAGUGACGGAGACAAAAGCGACGACCUGGUGGUGGAUGUUUCCAAUGAGGAUCCCGCCACCCCUCGAGUCAGCCCUGCUCACUCUCCUCCAGAAAAUGGCCUGGAUAAAUCACGAGUCCUGAAGAAGGAUGCUGCCCCAAACAGCCCCGCCUCUGUCGCCUCCUCAGGCAGCACGCCGUCCUCCAAAGCAAAGGACCAUGCCCACAAUGACAAGUCGUCCACACCGAGCCUGAAGUCCAACACACCUACACCGAGAAAUGAGGCCCCGACACCAGGAACCAGCACCACUCCAGGACUGCGCCCUCUUACAAUGGGCAAACCACCUGGUAUGGAGGCGUUAGCUGCCCCUGCCCUGCGUACACCUCUGUCCAUAGCGGGUUCGUAUGCCAGCCCAUUUGCUAUGAUGGGUCAUCACGAGAUGAACGGAUCGCUGACCAGCCCAGGCGUCUAUCCUGGUCUCAUCUCACCACAGAUGAGUGCUGCAGCUGCUGCAGCCUACGGUCGCUCACCAAUUGCAGGGUUUGACCCUCAUCCUCACAUGAGAGCUCCAGGCCUGCCAGCCAGCCUCACGUCCAUUUCUGGAGGAAAACCAGCUUAUUCUUUUCAUGUGAGUGCGGAUGGUCAGAUGCAGCCCGUGCCCUUCCCUCCAGAUGCACUGAUAGGCCCGGGCAUCCCGCGACACGCUCGUCAGAUCAACACACUGAGCCACGGGGAGGUGGUCUGCGCUGUGACCAUCAGCAACCCCACACGUCACGUCUACACCGGCGGCAAGGGUUGUGUCAAGAUCUGGGACAUCAGCCAACCAGGCAGCAAGAGCCCAGUGUCCCAGCUCGACUGCCUGAACCGGGACAAUUACAUCCGCUCCUGCAAGCUGUUGCCUGACGGCCGCACCCUGAUAGUGGGUGGCGAGGCCAGCACGCUGACCAUCUGGGACCUGGCCUCACAAACGCCCCGCAUAAAGGCCGAGCUCACUUCCUCUGCUCCAGCCUGUUACGCACUGGCCAUAAGCCCUGACGCCAAGGUCUGCUUCUCCUGUUGCUCAGAUGGAAACAUCGCUGUGUGGGACCUCCAUAACCAGACCCUUGUUAGGCAGUUCCAGGGCCACACAGAUGGAGCCAGCUGUAUCGACAUCUCCCAUGACGGAACCAAGCUGUGGACCGGAGGGCUCGACAACACCGUCCGCUCCUGGGAUCUGAGGGAGGGACGGCAGCUUCAACAGCACGACUUUACCUCACAGAUCUUCUCGCUGGGCUACUGUCCCACUGGAGAAUGGCUGGCUGUGGGCAUGGAGAGCAGCAACGUGGAGGUGCUUCACCACACCAAGCCUGACAAGUACCAGCUGCACCUGCACGAAAGCUGCGUCCUCUCACUCAAGUUCGCCUACUGCGGCAAAUGGUUUGUGAGCACAGGGAAGGACAAUCUGCUGAAUGCGUGGAGGACUCCUUACGGUGCCAGCAUAUUCCAGUCGAAGGAGUCGUCCUCCGUCCUGAGCUGUGACAUCUCGGCAGAUGACAAAUACAUCGUGACAGGUUCCGGUGACAAGAAGGCUACUGUCUACGAGGUCAUUUACUAGACAGAGAGGAGGUUCCCGCUCUGCUUCAGCACUUCUAAUGAGAUGACUUUUACUCCCACCCCACCCCCCACUCCCGGCCAUCCAUCUGUGGACUACAACGGGCCGAGACUAACUACAGAUCUGGACAAAUUAAUUGGAGGAAAUGGAUGCAGAUGUUGGCCUCAGGAUGCCUGUACUGGAAAGAAGUUAACUUUUUUUUUUUUUCCAAUCCUUUUUGUUUUGGAGGGUGUAUUUUUGGGUUACACAGUUCUUGUUUUUUUGGGGAGGGAUUUUUGAAUUUUUGUCUGUUAUUCCGUGAAAAUACUUGGGUUUGACCCAAUGAAGCGGCGCUUCAUCUCCGAAAUCCUCGUUCCCCAGACCUCUUGUGAAAAGUGUACAUAUCGGAUUAAAUAAAAGACAUUUUAUAUAUAUAUCAUAGAAAUAUAUAUAUAUUUUCAUGUCCUGGGUGUACUUGUGAUGAUUUUUUUUGACCCACUCUGUCUUAGGCCUGAUAUUUGAGUGGGAGAGCAGAACAUAGAGUAGAACUUUUUAACAAUUUUACCUUUUGAUUUUUCUUAAAGCACACUGUCCAGGCUGACUUUUUCAGAAAUUAAACCGAGAAGCAUGGAACUUGUAAGUCGGACAUGAUUUUUUUAUUUUAUUUUUUUUUUUUUUUGAGAUUUUUAAAUGGCCUUUUGUCACAGUGCUCUUACCGGACAAUGAAAACGUGGAGUCCUUCUCUGACUGUGGCAGAACUUCAGCCGCUUCGGACCACUUUGGAUCCGAGCAGGACGCUGUGAUUCAGAGAAAAAGAUGGAUGUAAAUUUAAUUCUCACACACACAGAUACACAAACACACACACACACACACAUAUAUAUAUAUAUAUAUAAAUAUAUAUAUAAGACCUUUUUAAAGUGUACGUCCCUGUCUGUGCUAUCUUUCUCCCUGUUUGUUUUACCUUGUUAGAUUAUGGGAGAUAGGGAAACGUUUAAUGUUUAGCCUAACCCUUGGACCUCAGUUGACAGCAGAAGCACUGCAGCAGGCACAAACUGAGUGACAAUGUGUUUUUGUUUUCCUAACUUGACGUAAUAUGGACGUUGAAUUGCACCAUCGAUUUCUUGGCUUCAGACUAAACUCAAACAGUCCAAUCUGUGCUAUUGGAAUCCUUCUGCCCCCUUGUAUCUUAUCAAUCUUCCUGGAAUAUGUUUGGUCGGUCAUGAUGGGCAGAGGCAGACAGAUGUGUCAAAGCUCAUGAGAAAGGAGGUAAUGGCAACAGAAAAACACGUUGAGGUUACGACAACAGUGAAUAAUUUUGGUUUGUACGCUGUGCUCCUGAUCCUGUCAGCAUUUCCCACGACAAAAUAAAAGGGGCGAAAUGUGCCCGUCCCUCCGUAUCACACCAAAGUAUGUAGCAAAUGCUGUCAGCACUGAAAAGAAAUGUACAGUUGUUAAUAAAUCAAUAAAACAGUUUUUGUAGAAU
Scatophagus argus is the source of this 4530-nucleotide messenger RNA. RefSeq names its product transducin-like enhancer protein 3-B. Gene Ontology annotation, biological process: regulation of DNA-templated transcription; negative regulation of canonical Wnt signaling pathway. Gene Ontology annotation, cellular component: nucleus; transcription regulator complex. Lineage: Eukaryota; Metazoa; Chordata; Actinopteri; Scatophagidae. The coding region runs from base 708 to 3071 and encodes 787 amino acids. The record is from RefSeq and is a predicted model, not a curated record. The transcript is spliced from 21 exons. Gene Ontology annotation, molecular function: protein binding; transcription corepressor activity.